AUGAAUUCUUACGUAAUUGCGUUUUUGUUGCUACUCGGAUCUGCUAUACCGAUACAGUUGCAGCAGGGUGAAGAAAUGAAAGAAAAUGUUAUAGAGAGUUCAGAAUUGAACCAAUGUUUGAGUGUGAGAAGAGGCAAUGAAGUAGGUGUAUGUUUUGGCAAGGAACUCCUGAGUAGACUGAAUAAUUACGAUGAGAAAGAGAGUUUCAGUUUGGCGAAUGGUAUCUCUUUUGUCAGAGAUGAGAAAACAGAGAGAACUAUUGGCAGUUUUCUGGACAAGGAUCCCAUGGAUUUUCGGGCAAUAAUGGAGGAUGCCAGCGACUUAAUAUCCAAGAGAUCCUUGCACUGGGACCUCGGAGGUGUAUAUCCUGGGUUAGUGAUGAGGAUAGGACCGACCCUGGCGAAUGGAGUGCUGGAGUUCGUUAUAGACCCGCGUAUGAAAGACAGGUCUUAUCAUCAGGGGGAGGUAUCCACUGGUCGUCUCCUAGCUAGGAACGUUCUAGUACCGUUUCUGCUUGGCCUGAAGUUCCACAUCUCCACUCUUCUGCCGCUGCUUCUUGGCCUCCUGUUGCUGGCCAGCAAGAAAGCCUUCUUCCUGGCGAAGAUAGCUCUGAUAGCCGUGACACUCUUCAGUGGAAGUUCAGGCUCUAAUCCAGGGUAUUUCGGUGGGAUUGGAGGCUUUAGUCCGGGAAUAUCAGCUUAUUCUCAUGAGAACUUGGGGCACUAUCAAGGACAUCAUACAGGAGGAGGAUUCUACCGGGACAGACAUACUUACACUCAAGAAUACCCGGAGAAGCUGGAGCCAACAGUUUCCCCCAUCACGCCAGACGAGCUGAGAGACAGGCUGGAGAGGCUCUUCGUCACCAAGAAGGAAGAUGACAGAGAAGAGAAGAUAAGGAACGCGAGAAACUUCGCCUGGACACCGAUUAAUACUGGCUAGAUUAUGACAAGAAUUUACGGAAACACUCAAAGGGCGAAGCCAAACGAGCGUUAUUUGUGAGUUGUGAGUCGCAGAA
Messenger RNA from Aricia agestis (brown argus), 1015 nucleotides. RefSeq lists its product as uncharacterized. The record is from RefSeq and is a predicted model, not a curated record. Lineage: Eukaryota; Metazoa; Arthropoda; Insecta; Lepidoptera; Lycaenidae. The transcript has 4 exons. Bases 1 to 939 code for a protein of 312 amino acids.